Messenger RNA from Drosophila obscura, 2071 nucleotides. RefSeq names its product odorant receptor 42b (gene Or42b). Gene Ontology annotation, molecular function: olfactory receptor activity; odorant binding. Lineage: Eukaryota; Metazoa; Arthropoda; Insecta; Diptera; Drosophilidae. Gene Ontology annotation, cellular component: plasma membrane. Gene Ontology annotation, biological process: detection of chemical stimulus involved in sensory perception of smell; sensory perception of smell. The record is from RefSeq and is a predicted model, not a curated record. Bases 733 to 1932 code for a protein of 399 amino acids. The transcript is spliced from 5 exons.
UCCACAUCUACUCGUGCGUUAUUGCAGAGCAUAAAUUCUAUUCAAAUUCUAUAACAUGUCAGCACGUAAGCCGGUACUGUCAAGCGUGCGAUGUACAGUCUCACCUUGACAGGGAUGAGCUCUGGGGGCUGUGCAGGAGGAGAGGGUUUUGUGCAAAUAACUGAAGCAAAACACAAAUUUCUUUCGGCAUACGCCCAGCCACCGGGCAGGAAUAGAGGGCGGCAAGUGACAUUGGGGGAGCGCCGCCCUUCCAGAGCAUACGUACUCGAGUGUGAGAGUCGUACAGUGGCAAACAAAAGAUUAUCCUUGCCCUUACUUCACGCUCAGCUAUACAAACCUGCCUCGGACACACUCGGCAACAACAGGAGGGGCAGCAGGAGCAGCAUGAGCAGCAGCUGCUUGGCAGGCUUCAUUGUGGAUAGUAUAGAGGCGCCUGUGGGUGGGGUUGCGGCUAUGGAUGGCCCUGCUAUUGAAACGUUGCAGUAAUGAAAAAAAAUGUCAACUUAUACGAACAUAUAAGGAGCCAGUGCCAGUGCCAGUUACAGUGGCAUCGCCAGAACAGAAGACGAAGAUAAAGAUGGAGCUGGAGAAGGAGAAGGAGAUGGAACUGGCGGUGGAGCCAGGGCCAAAGGAAACACUAGAGGUACAGAGAGGACAGACAGAGAGGAAAAUGUCAAAAAUUCGACUAUAUAAGUAACCCUGCAGGGAGCCGCGGCACACACUGGCCCCAGGAUGGUCUUCAAACUAAUACGACCAGCUCCGCUGACGGAGCAGGUGAAAUCUCGGGAUGGCUGCAUUUACCUGUUCAGGGCAAUGAAAUUCAUAGGCUGGGUGCCGCCCAAGAAUGGAAUACUGCGCUACGUCUAUCUCUUCUGGACGUUGAUGACGCUUGUGUGGUGCACCACAUACCUGCCUCUGGGGUUCCUGGGCAGCUACAUGACCCAGAUCAAGUCGUUCUCGCCGGGCGAGUUCCUCACCUCGCUGCAGGUGUGCUUCAACGCGUAUGGCUCCUCGGUGAAGACGGCCAUCACCUACUCGCAGCUGUGGCGGCUCAUCAAGGCCAAGGAUCUGCUGGACAAACUGGAUCUGCGCUGCACCACCACCGAGGAGCGCGAGAAAAUUCAUCUCGUGGUGGCGCGCAGCAACCACGCCUUCCUCAUCUUCACCUUUGUCUACUGCACCUACGCGGGAUCCACCUUUCUCAGUUCGGUGCUGACCGGGCGACCACCCUGGCAGCUCUACAACCCCUACAUUGACUGGCGCGAUGGCACGGGUAAUCUGUGGCUAGCCUCCACCCUCGAGUACAUCGUGAUGUCGGGGGCCGUGCUGCAGGAUCAGCUCUCCGACACCUACCCACUGGUCUACACCCUCAUCCUGCGCGUGCACCUCGACAUGCUGAAGGAGCGCAUCCGACGGCUGCGCACCGACGAGACCAUGAGCGAGGCCGACAACUACGAGGAGCUGGUCAAUUGCGUCCUGGAUCACAAAAUUAUUCUAAAAUUCUGUGAUACCAUCAAGCCCGUUAUUUCGGGGACCAUUUUCACCCAGUUCCUGCUGUGCGGCAUUGUACUGGGUCUGACGCUGAUCAACGUGUUCUUCUUCUCGGACCUGUGGACCGGCAUCGCCUCCUUCAUGUUUGUCAUCACCAUUCUGCUGCAGACGUUCCCCUUCUGCUACACCUGCAACCUCAUCAUGGAGGACUGCGAUGACCUGACCCAUGCCAUCUUUCAGUCUAAGUGGGUGGAUGCCAGUCGCCGCUACAAGAUGACGCUCCUCUAUUUCCUGCAGAAUGUGCAGCGGCCCAUCAUCUUCAUUGCCGGCGGCAUCUUUCAGAUAUCGAUGAGCAGCAACAUCAGCGUGGCCAAGUUUGCCUUCUCCGUCAUCACCAUCACCAAGCAAAUGAACAUAGCGGACAAGUUUAAGGAAGAAUGAACGAACACUCCUACCUGGAACCAGUUUUAAAAUAUCGCAUAUUCAACGCGAACGCAUCGAUGUGGAGUCUAUUGCAGCAUUAUUUAUAGUAGAAAAUGUCAAAGUGUAGUGCCAAUUUCAAUGAAAAUUUACCUUUAAU